Penicilliopsis zonata CBS 506.65 is the source of this 876-nucleotide messenger RNA. RefSeq lists its product as hypothetical. Gene Ontology annotation, molecular function: aldehyde-lyase activity; zinc ion binding. The transcript has a single exon. Gene Ontology annotation, biological process: carbohydrate metabolic process. Lineage: Eukaryota; Fungi; Ascomycota; Eurotiomycetes; Eurotiales; Aspergillaceae. The coding region runs from base 1 to 876 and encodes 291 amino acids. The record is from RefSeq and is a predicted model, not a curated record.
AUGGCUCCUCCCCCUCCUCCUCCUUUUCCUCGAAGCCCCACGGCCAUCCUCGACCACGCAGCCCAACACCACUACGGCGUGCCCGCCAUGUGCUGCUACAACGUGGAGGGCAUCCUGGCGACGGUGCGCGCGGCAGAAGCAAAACGCUCCCCGGCCAUGAUCCUGUUAUUCCCCUGGGCAGUGCAAUACGCAGACGGGGUGCUGGUGCACGCCGCAGCCGAAGCAGCACGCAACGCCUCAGUGCCCGUGACGGUACACAUGGACCACGCGCAGAGCCCCGAGAUGAUCCGGCGGGCGGCCGAGAUGGGCGGUUUCGAUAGCAUCAUGGUCGACAUGUCGCACUACGAGAAAGCGGAGAACCUGUCGCUGACGCGUGAGCUGGUCGCGUUCUGCCAUGAGCGCGGGAUCGCCACCGAGGCUGAACCGGGGCGAAUCGAGGGCGGAGAGGACGGCGUGGCGAACACGGCGGAUCUGGAGGGCCUGCUCACCACUCCCGAGGAGAGUGUCGAGUUCGUCGAAACGGGGAUCGACUGGUUGGCGCCGGCUUUUGGGAACGUGCACGGCGAGUAUGGGCCUCGCGGCAUCCGGCUGGAGUAUGACCGGUUGGCGGCUAUUCAGCGGACGGUGGGCGAUAAGGUCCGUCUGGUGCUUCAUGGCGCAGACCCAUUUACGGAGGAGAUCUUCCGCAAAUGUAUCGAGUGCGGAGUGGCCAAAGUGAACAUCAACAAGGUGCUCAACAAUGAGUACGUGCGUGUGCAGCGCGAGAUGGCCGGCCGCGUGCCCUUGACCACCCUCCUUGAAGAGACCACCAAUGCCAUGCAAAAGGCUGUCGAGAGGUGUAUGGAUAUGUUGGGCUCGACGGGAAUGGCAGACUGA